UGAAUAUUAAAAAUGAAUUAGAGAGAUGGACAUACAGAAAAGAUCGAAAAGGACUUUUCAAGGUUGUUGGAGAGAUAUAAUCGCUCAAAAUAAGUUAUCGAUUAAUUGUAUUAAUCGGGAGGGAAGAAUGAUACAACAAUACGUUCUGAGAAAAAUAAUAAAGAGGAGAAGGAAAAGGAGUAUGUGUCAAGAGAAAAGUAUAACAAAAUGAGAAACUUAAACAAAGAGCUGAAAGUAUAAUAUGGAAUAAUAAAAUAAAUUAGUUAACUUUAAAAGAAUAUAUAGAUAGAACGAAGGAACUGGAAUCUGCAAUUAGAGGGAAGGAUGAUCUAAUUGAAAAGUACGAGAAGGAACUAAGGGAGUAAUAGGAGAAUUUGUAUAAUCAAUUGCAAGAAUAGAAAGAAUAGAUUUUGAAGGAAGAUUAAUAAUCACGAAUCAAUGAAGAUCUGAGAACUUAACUAUCUUAAGCCAAAUAGAAAUUGAUUAAAAAGAAGGCAAAGAUUUAAUUGCUAAAGGAUUCCCAAAAAACCAUUGAUGUAAAUUAGCUUUUGAUUUUGAUUUUAGAGUAAAUUUGAAGAUUAGAAACAAGGGUUCCAAUAAGAAUUGGAGAGAGUGCAGAAAUUGUGUGAAGAGUUUUCAAAUGAAAUGUAAGAUUAUUAGAUUAAUGGUUCAUUAGUAAAGAUUCAGAGAAGAGACUCAUAUGCUUGAAUGAUGAAAAUGAGCAAUAUAAAUAGUUAUUGGAUCAGAAGGAAGAGGAUAGAAGAUAUUUGGAAAUGAUGAUUUAAGAGGAGAGAGAUAAUGCAAAUUAGAUAAGUGGAAAAAUUUAAGAAAUUUUAGAUGAGAAGAAGAUAUUGUAAAUUACAAUAGAAAAUUAAGGGAAGAGAGUGCAAGAUUUGGAGGAACAAUUAAAGUAGGCUGACAUAAGAUAUUAAAUGUUAUAAGGAAAAUUAGAUUAAGAGAAACAAGGAUUGAUAAGUGAAUUAUAAGAGACAUUACAGAAGAGAAAAUAAAAAGCUAAAUAGAUGCAAACGUAGAUCUAAUAAUUAGAAUAGAAAUUGCAGGAUAAAUCAAAAGAAGACAUUAUAGUUAAUAAAUAAAUUUAAGAUUUGUAAGUAGAAUAGACAAAAUUGUAGUCAUUACUUGAAGAUUAAAAACAUAAAACUGACUAAGCACUUAAUGAGGCUCAGUUUAAAGUUCAAGAAGUAAAAGAAUUGAAAGGAGAAAUAGAAAAAUAUAGGUAAACACUCUAAAUUUAGGAUGAGAAACUAUCAAAAUAUGAUGUUUAAUAUUAGAUUGAUUAGAAAGAAAAGCAAAGAUUGGUUCAUGAAAUUGAAAUUUGUGAAUAGGAGAGUAGAAAGUUAUAACAUUUACUUUAUGAAUAAGAUAGGGACAUAGACUACAUGAGACAACAAUAAGAAUAAGUAUUAAUUAUUAAUAAGUUAUAGGAAAUUUUACAUAUUGAGAAGAAAGUUGAUUCAUUGGUUACUGAGGUUCAUGUUGCUAGAGAAGAGGCAAAUGAAUGGAAGAGAAAUGCAAGUGAUUUGAAAAGAUAGUUAUAAUAGUAAGAAGAAUAGACUAAUCAAUUUAAAGCAAAGUAUUUGAAGAGCAAAUAGAAUUCAAAAAAUCUGGAAAAUGAAUAACGAUUUGUAAUUUAAACAUUUAAUAAUUCGUAGCUUGAAGAAAAAGUGAAAUUAUUGGAAAAUGAAAAAUUGCUUGGGGAAAGAGAGGCUUUGAAAAAUACUGUAGUUUAAUAAAAAUCAGUUCAAUAAAGUAAAAUUAAGGUGCUUGACGAAAUCUAAAACAUGAUCAAGUAGCAUAAAUAUAGAGAAUGA
Molecule: messenger RNA, 1832 nt
Organism: Paramecium octaurelia
Lineage: Eukaryota; Ciliophora; Oligohymenophorea; Peniculida; Parameciidae
Source: the annotation of a GenBank genome assembly